Molecule: messenger RNA, 1622 nt
Organism: Meleagris gallopavo (turkey)
Lineage: Eukaryota; Metazoa; Chordata; Aves; Galliformes; Phasianidae
Gene: POLR1D
Source: RefSeq, a predicted model, not a curated record
AGCUGGGCUGAGAGCAGGAAUGGCGCCGGCAUCAUCGUGACGAGCCGUCCAGCAGUCCGCUAUGGAGGAGGAUCCCGAGCUGGAGAGGAACCCCUUCUGGAAUUCCAUUCUGCUUCAGAUUGCUUUGGGACCCACUGUUCUUUCCAUGGCAGCGUGUUAGAAAAUGGGCAUGGAAUGGAAGGCUGUGGAAGAGUUACUGAAGGAGGCAAAACGUGGGAGAACCAGAGCUGAAACAAUGGGAGCGAUGGGCUGGUUGAAAUGUCCUCUUGCUGGUGCAAACAAAAGAUUUCUUAUUAAUACCAUCAAAAACACAUUACCGUCUCAGAAAGAACAAGACCAAGAACGUGAGCAAAAGGAAGUCAGCAAGGAGCCAGAGCCAAACAAAAGCAGGAAAGAAGAAAAACCAAAGAAACACAGAAUUCACCCAUACACACCCAGCUUUCAGUCCAGAAGGAGAGUCAGCUACUCUCCUCCUAGGCACCGAAGCAGGAGCCAGCACACAAAGGAUAAGUAUGAAAAGCGAUCUAGCAAACGGUGAAGAGAGGUGAAUAUGUGUUGUUACAAUCCAAGAAUGUCAUUAGACAUCAGACUGCAGGGAUGUUUUGGUCUUUUCAGAAGGAGAUUCUGUUCAGAAUAGAUUUUUGAACUGGUUUCUUGUGUGAGAAGUAGUUAGAGGUAGCUUUAUAAAACUUUUCUUCAGGACUUUUAAGAGAAAAGUGAAGUGCAGCGUAAAUCUUUCAGUUCUCUGAGAACAGACAUUCCCUUCCCUUUGCUCCUUUCCUCUCUCCCUUUCUGACUAAUCUUAGGGUCUUGGUAAUGGAGCAUAAUAUGUGCGUCACUGUCUGAUACAAUUUAUUUAGUCAUAUUACCCUUUUGGAAAUAAAUUUAAAUUAAGCAUAAGUCUAUCUAUUGUAUAAAGUUAGCAGAACUUCUUUGCUGCUUAACCAAUUGAGAAGUUUUGCUUGUUUGGAUUAAUUUAGUUUUAAGUACCUGGAAGAAAGGAAAAUUGGUCAAUGCCUGGCCAAGCACGUAUGUUUUGUAUAGAAUAUGAGAGUUUGGUUUCUUUAGACAGUAUGAAAGUGGGCAACACUAGUUUUGCUUUCCAGGAAGGACUUCUAGGAAAUACUGAUCUUGUGCGUUGUGUAUUCACAAACCUCUCAUAGAUAAUAAUAAAUGUUACCCCUAAAAAGCCAUAAUGCAAUAAUUGUCUCUGUUUAGACUUCCCUGUGUAAGGAAGUAGUUUGAACAGUCUCUUGUCAUGGUGCUUUCAAAACAAACCUUGAAGACAAAAUUAUCAUGUCUCUGUCCACUGCUAAGAAGUUUCCAAGUAAAGUGUAGAACUAGAAAUGCAGAGAUGUUUAAAAACAAUCAGAUGCUCACUUUCCAAAACUGUGUGGCAAUUUUUUUGUAGUACAGUUCUUAAGCUUGUGACUUUGAGCAUGUACAAUAUACAUCAGCAUAUUCUAUGUCUUUUUUUGUUGUUGUUUUACAGUAACAAACUUCUGUGUGAAAUAUUUAGUGUUUUGGAUGUUCUCAGAAGUAUGUUUGUUUUGAACAUAGGUUUUGGUUUUCGAGUGUGUGACAAUAAAAUUUAAAUUGUUCAUUAAAAGUGCUUCGUGAUA